Molecule: messenger RNA, 1316 nt
Organism: Leptomonas pyrrhocoris
Lineage: Eukaryota; Euglenozoa; Kinetoplastea; Trypanosomatida; Trypanosomatidae
Product: putative mitochondrial amino acid permease, putative (AAT27.2)
Exons: 1
Coding region: 99-1316 (405 amino acids)
Biological process (GO): amino acid transmembrane transport
Molecular function (GO): amino acid transmembrane transporter activity
Source: RefSeq, a predicted model, not a curated record
AGUUGGCAUGCGAGCAACAGAGAAGAAGACGUCACAGAGCGCUUUUUCCUUUCCUUUUUAUUUGUUUUGGUCCCCCUAACAAGCUUAAUUAGUUGAUCAUGUCGCAUGUAUCCCUUCUCGGUGCGGCGCUGAGUAUGUCCGUCACCACUAUUGGUGCAGGUGUGCUCGCCAUCCCCGCCACCUUCGAAUCGGACGGCGUUGCCCUCGUCGCGCUGGCGCUGAUCGCCGUGGGCGUCUUCACCGUCAUAUCGAUCGACUUCCUCAUCCUGUGCGUCAUCAAACUGGGUGCGAAAAGCUACGAAGAGAUCUCUGACGAGCUGCUCGGUCGCAUCUUCAAGGAGAUCAUUCGGUGGAUGCUCAUCGCCUACAACAUCGGCACGGCUGUCGGCUACAUCGUCGUCAUCGGCGAGAUCUUUACACCCAUGCUGCCCGUCAUUCAAAUGUACGUGCCGUGGUUUUCGACGUCGUCGCACGUCAUGAUCGCCUCGUGGGCGCUCAUCAUGCUGCCCCUGUCGUGCUUCCCGAAAGUGUCGCACCUGCACGCCACCUCUUUCCUCGCCAUCGCGGCCACCUUCAUCAUGUCGAGCAUCAUUGUUUACCGCUACUUCGUUCCUCUCCGUCCCAUCCCAGCCGAGCGCGGCGUCGACGAAGACAUCAAGUACUUCCGCUUCUCCUACCGCUCUCUCCUCGCCCUGCCGGUGGUGAUGUUCUCCUUCGACUGCCAGUCCCUUGUGUUCCAGGUUUACACCGGGCUGAAGGUGCCGACGCGGUACAGCAUGGCAAAGGUGGCCACGACGAGUGUGCUGGUGACGAGCCUCAUUUACGGCCUCGUCGGCUUCUUCGGCUACGCGUCCCACACGCCGCAUGUGCACGGCAACAUCCUCACCAACUACAACCCGCUGCGCGACCAUCUUUUUGCCGUGGGGGAGAUUCUCUACUCCAUCACGGUGAACGUCGCGUACGUGCUGAUUCUCAUUCCCUGCCGCGACGCAAUUUUUCAGAUGGCCUACGGCUUCAGCCACACACACGAGUCGCUGGACAUCCCGAACCACAGCAACAUCAUCGUGAGUGUGCUGCUGUCCCUUGCUUGCCUGUGCUUCGCGCUGAUGGCACCUGGAUUCCUCUUCAUAGUUGCCCUCAUGGGCGCCUUCUGUAGUAGCACACUGUGUUUCACCUACCCCGCGCUGUUUCGCCAGCGAUUGCAUGUGUUAGGUAUCGCGCCGUACGUUGGGUAUGAGCGCUACGCCGUGCUGGCCAUGUACGGCUUUGGUUUCGUCGGUUUCAUGUUAGGCUUCUUUGUGCUCUUUGGGUUGUAA